Penicillium longicatenatum is the source of this 333-nucleotide messenger RNA. Its product is annotated as YciI family protein. The coding region runs from base 1 to 333 and encodes 110 amino acids. Lineage: Eukaryota; Fungi; Ascomycota; Eurotiomycetes; Eurotiales; Aspergillaceae. The record is from RefSeq and is a predicted model, not a curated record. The transcript has a single exon.
AUGUCUCAAGAGAACGAUUUCCUCGUGCGUCUUCCUGACCACCCAAACGUUCUCCAAACCAGAAUCGAAAAUCGGCCUGUCCACCUCACCCACAACAAGCCGCACUUUGAAACCGGCAAGAUUGCCUUUGGUGGUCCGAUGUACUCCUCCCAGCCGACAAGUCUCGAGGAUGGCAUGACCAAGAUCACUGGAAGCAUCCAUCUGUGCAAGGCCAACACUGAAGAGGAGGUAUGGGAGAUGAUUCGCAAUGAUCCUUAUGCAAAGCUUGGAGUGUGGGAUCUGGAGGCGACUGUUGUGACACCUAUGAAAGUUUUUGUCAGCAAGCCCAUGUGA